Nannochloropsis gaditana CCMP526 is the source of this 1713-nucleotide messenger RNA. It is a transcript of the gene SARS, whose product is annotated as seryl-tRNA synthetase. The transcript has 3 exons. The record is from RefSeq and is a predicted model, not a curated record. Gene Ontology annotation, molecular function: serine-tRNA ligase activity; ATP binding. Gene Ontology annotation, biological process: seryl-tRNA aminoacylation. Bases 62 to 1660 code for a protein of 532 amino acids.
AGACGGAGGCGGUACUAAAGCCCAGGUGAGGCUGGGCUGAGCGUGGUAGGCGACGAAAGGGAUGUUGCUGGAGUGCUUUACCAAGAUACGAUUGAGCCUCACUUUUGUGUUAGCCACAAUCAUGCUUCUGCUGGCAAUCCGGUCACUCCGUGCAUUUCACGCGAAGCCACAGACAAGCUUCGGUAAGAUAAAAAAUCCAUUAUGUCGGGUGAGCGCUCCUUCCUCGUCUUACGAACAGCGUGGGCGACGGGAUGUGGGUCUCCAUGGGGCCGUGCGGAUGGCGUCAGGACGGCCCUCGUCUGGUGGGAAGACCCUGGACGUCAAGCUCGUCACAGAGGAGCCAGACCUGGUCUUGGCCCACCUGGAGGCACGCCGCGCCUCGGAUGAGCAAGCGUCUAGCGUUUCAGAUAUUGCAGAUUUGUAUCUGCGACGAAAAGAGCUGGUUAAAGAGCAACAGGGCGCUCUCACGCAGCGCAAGUCGUUAUCGGCAGAGAUCGGGAAGCUAAUGCGGGAAAAGCAGGACGCAGAGGCGGCGAAGCUGAAGACGCAAGUGGAGUACGCAAACAGCGUGGCAUCCACGGCGGAGGAGCAGCUGCAUCAACUAGAGCGGGAGAUGGACUCGCUCAUGUUACAGAUGCCCAACCUCUUGGACGACCGCGUCCCGGACGGCGACGACGAGCUCAACAACGAGGUGGUCCUAGAAUGGGGCGUGGAGAGGCGCAAGGUGGGCGAGAGGUACCUCUGGCACGACGACAUCGCCGCUAAGCUCGGGGGGUACGACCCGGCGGCCGCCGCGAGGCUUUCAGGGGCCCGCUUCAGUAUCUUGAGCGGUCCGCUGGCUCGCCUGGAACGCGCCAUCGUCCAGUUCUUCCUAGACCAGCACACGGCCGAGAACGGGUACCGGGAGGUGUCGGUGCCCUACAUCGUCAGCCGCUCCACUCUGACGGGCACGGGGCAGCUCCCCAAGUUCGAGGAGGACCUGUUCGCAGUGAACCACCAGGUGAACGGGGAGGACGCCUUCUUGAUACCCACGGCCGAGGUGCCCAUCACCAACCUGCACCGGGACGAGAUCCUGGAGGCCACACAGCUUCCCCUCAGCUACGUGGGCCUCACCCCCUGUUUCCGCGCUGAGGCCGGCUCCUAUGGCCGAGACACCAAGGGGUUGCUUCGGCAGCAUCAGUUCCACAAGGUCGAGCUGGUCAAGAUCACCACGCCCGAGCAAAGCGACGCCGAGCACGAGGCCCUGACACGGGAUGCGGAGGAGUGCCUCCGGCUCUUGGAGCUGCCUUACAGAAAGGUACGCCUGUGCUCGGGGGACAUCGGCUUCGCGGCCGCCCACUGCUACGACCUGGAGGUAUGGCUGCCCGCCCAACAGACUUACCGGGAGAUCGCUUCCUGUUCCAAUUGCCGAGACUUUCAGGCCCGGCGCAUGGCCUUGCGGUAUCGGCCAGCCCCCUUGGGAGCAGCCAAAGAAGCGGGGAAAGGGAAGAAAAGCACGGUGCUCUGCCACACGAUCAACGGCUCGGGUCUGGCCGUUGGGCGGACGCUUGUGGCUAUCCUGGAGAAUUAUCAGGAGGAAGACGGCUCCGUCAGGUUGCCUGAGGUGCUAGUACCCUACAUGGGAGGGACGACAAAGCUGGAGCCCGUAGCGAAGAAGUGAGAGGGCCGCGGGCAUCUGGGGGAGCAAGAGGGAACACGAGGGUGGGAUCGGGG